This is a messenger RNA of Marchantia polymorpha subsp. ruderalis, 1042 nucleotides long. The record is from the annotation of a GenBank genome assembly. NCBI's taxonomy places the organism in Eukaryota, Viridiplantae, Streptophyta, Marchantiopsida, Marchantiales, Marchantiaceae.
CCCUUAGCAAGAAAUCGAGUUAGUAAUCCCGCUUCCGAACCGGGCAAUUAAUUAGCGACGCGCUCGUUGUCUGCGGCGGGCCGGCGGUUUGGCGUGCGGGUGUGGAUUCCGUUUGACUAACGUAGGCGCGAGAGAGAGGGAGAGGCAUCUAUCCACGUCCCACUAGCUGGACCAGAGGGAUGUUCUUCGGACUCGAUAGCAAGUCGUAUGAACGGCUGUCACCGGCAGACCCCAAUUGGUGGCCGCAGCCGGCGAGUCAAAAGCCUGCGGGCCGGUGACGAGAGGCACUAGCUAACGCCGAAACUGCCCGUCGUGCCUCGGUUGAAAAUGCGCAAGCAAAACCUGGAAGCACACGGGCUGCUCGUGAAAGUCGUCGAGUCCAGCGCGAUAAUUCCUUCUUCCCAGCUCACCGAGCGGACAAGUUGGCUACUCCGCGUAGCUCAGUGCUCACAAUCAAGGCUCCUCAACACUCUCACAAACGCGGGAAGGUCCGACUGUACGCUUCGGUCAAACGUGAAUUCUUCGAGUUGGCGAUGCCAGGAGGGUUUCGCCGUCUGGCGCGAUGGUGUGAUGGAACAGGUCCCGGGGCUGGGAGAAUCAGCUGAACACGAUAGACCCGGCGGGCCCUGGGGACGAAAGCUAAGAUCAGCGAAAAGCACACAGCAGUGGCGAUGCGGCUUAGAGCCAGUGGUCGCGGCUGCGUGUGUGUAACUUGAGCAGGAAUCCACAUGGAAAGCGAUAUCUUUUGGGUCUUAGGGUGGCCCUGCUUAGAAUCUUGGCGCAUGAUUGAUGAAACAUAACCCGACAACGUCGACUUCGCAUGAUUGCCUGUCCCACAUCUCCAUUUGAGAGUCAAGCGUCCACUAACGAAGGGUUACGUUAUAUCCCGAAACCCCUCUCUUGAGGCGAAAGGUGGAAUUAGUGGGGAUUGUGAAAUUGUGAAAAAGUCAGGCAUCGAUCGACAUCCAAUCUUCGCAUUCGGAGAGUUCAGACUAACGAGAGGCCUUGGAGCAGCUGUGCCACCAUCGAGCACUCACCACGC